AUGUCCAAUAACAACAACAACACCAUGAACGAAGACAAGAACAAAGCAGCGCUGAGUGCGAAACAGCGAGGCAUCGACCAUUACGUCGCGGCGCGAUACCAGGAAGCCGAGCAAGCGUUUACGGAAGCCAUAUCCAUAGCGAAUAAAGAUGAUCCGAGUUUACACUUGUAUUACAGCAAUCGAUGCGCUUCGAGGAUGAAUUUGGAGAAAAUAGAAGAGGCGUUGGUGGAUGCGAAGAAAACGACGGAACUGAAACGAGAUUUCGCGAAAGGAUGGUCGCGGUUGGGACAAUGUUUGCACAGACUCGCAGCAUCGAGCGGCGGGGAUGUGAAAAAGUUGGAGGAGGCGAAGAGAGCUUUGGAGAAGUGUUUGAGUUUGGCGAGCGAGAACGAGGAGGCAAGAAGGACUUUGCGCGCGGUCGAGGAGAAGCUGACGCGAGAGAAGGAGAGGAGAAGAGCAGAGAGAGGAGGGAAUACUAGAAGUAAUAGCGACACUGCGAGUGAGAGUGGGGGUAUCCUCUCUCGCCUGGGAGAUUUCUUAGGCGCGGUCAGGUAUCAAUAUUCGUACGGGUUGUCGGAUAACGGAAGAAUUGCGGCGAACUGCGUCAUCGCGGCGUUUUUGUUCUUCAUCCUGAGACGAUGGAUUGGUUUAGGCGCCCGGAGCAUGGGGCGGAGCACGUAUGGAGAUCGAUUCGAUCACGAUUACGGUGAUUACAUCGACGAUAACGCGUUCACGUUUGGAACGUUUCUCUCUUGGAUGGUUUUGUACGUCGCCUAUAAGAACGGCGCGUCUCCGUUUACUUUGUACAUGUUGGCGAACAAUCUCGGUUUAAUUGGAAACGGGAGAGGGAGACGCGGCUACGGAGGUGGAUACGGCGGAUACGGAGGUGGUUACGGUGGUUACGGUCGGCGCAGAGGCAUGUUCUUCUAA
Messenger RNA from Bathycoccus prasinos, 930 nucleotides. Its product is annotated as heat shock protein STI1. Lineage: Eukaryota; Viridiplantae; Chlorophyta; Mamiellophyceae; Mamiellales; Bathycoccaceae. Gene Ontology annotation, cellular component: membrane; TRC complex. The transcript has a single exon. Bases 1 to 930 code for a protein of 309 amino acids. Gene Ontology annotation, molecular function: molecular adaptor activity; protein binding. Gene Ontology annotation, biological process: post-translational protein targeting to endoplasmic reticulum membrane. The record is from RefSeq and is a predicted model, not a curated record.